Arctia plantaginis is the source of this 489-nucleotide messenger RNA. The record is from the annotation of a GenBank genome assembly. NCBI's taxonomy places the organism in Eukaryota, Metazoa, Arthropoda, Insecta, Lepidoptera, Erebidae.
AUGGUGACGGUAAGCAGCAAUAAGAGCGGCACUGCGAAGAGCACUCGGGGUCACGAGUCACGGAACUGCAGUCACUUGAGCCACCUCUCACGAAACGUGCUACGGGCGCGCCGCGGUGUCGUUCGCAUGCUCAUUGUUGUCGUGCUUACCUUCGCCGUCUGUAAUCUACCCUUCCACGCUCGCAAGAUGUGGCAGUACUGGUCCAGCGGCUAUGAGGGUUCCAGUGACUUCAGCACACUGCUCACACCGCUCACUUUCCUCAUCACGUAUUUCAACUCCGGUAUUAACCCACUCUUAUACGCAUUCUUAUCAAAAAAUUUUAGAAAAGGAAUGAAGGAACUCUUGUUUUGCAACUGCCACGGAAAAAAGAAAAGCGAAAAUUUAAUUUUAUUGAAUCCGGUGGGUGGCGUUGGUUUAAGGCGGAGCUCGACACGAUCCACUCGGGCCAAUUGCAGCACAGUGACAAUAGCACCGAAUGGAGAAUCGUGA